ACUAUAUCUACAACCAGAUUGCCUUUUUUGUUUAUCUGGGAUUUACGAAAAGAUUACUUUGAUUGCUUUCGCUCUGUAAAAAGAUGGCUCUCUUCCAAACCCAAACAGCUCCUCCUAUCCAUAGCUAUGGCUUUAGCUCGAAAACCCAUAGUCAUUCUCCCAUGGUCUUAUCAUUUCAUUUUCCUCCACCUUCUCGCCUUGUUACUCACUUCUCCGUGAAAACCCAUCAGCAAAAUUCACUAUUUUCUAUCCAGAACACACCGCUUUCACUCUCAACAGUUACAAGGAAGUUGCUUUGCAGACCCCCUCAAGGGAAACAUGUCAGAGAAGACUAUCUUGUGAAGAAGGUGUCGGCCCAGGAGGUUCAGGAACUGGUAAAAGGAGAAAGAAAUGUACCCCUUGUCGUUGAUUUCUUUGCAACAUGGUGUGGACCUUGUAUAUUGAUGGCUCAAGAACUUGAAAUGCUUGCUGUGGAGUAUGAGAGCAAUGUUAAAAUUAUUAAGGUUGAUACAGAUGAUGAGUACGAGUUUGCACGUGACAUGCAGGUUCGAGGAUUGCCGACAUUGCUCUUUGUCAGUCCAGAUCCAAGUAAAGAUGCCAUCCGGACUGAAGGGCUCAUCCCAUUACAGAUGAUGCGGGAUAUCAUUGAUAACGAAAUGUGAAGGAGUCCGGGAAAAUGAUUUGGUUAUUGCUCCAUACAAUUGGGGGGCCAUGGUUCUGUUUGGUGAUGGUACAAGCAUUAUCAUUGCUUGUUGAGGUUUGUAAUGUCCUAAUUUACUAAUUGGAAUAUUUCCUUGGAGUCAACAAUUUUGUAGCCAUAUGAUAUCUAAUAGAUGCGGUUUGUAGGUGUGUUUAGAUAUAUGAUGUGUCUGUCGUACAUCCUUGCACGAUUACGAUUCCUUUUACUGUUUAAAUUAUAAGGAUGUUUGGUGAUGCUACAAGCCUUAGGGCAUGGAAAAUAUAUUAACCAGGUCUGAUUGCGGAGCUUC
Messenger RNA from Prunus persica (peach), 989 nucleotides. Its product is annotated as thioredoxin-like protein CITRX1, chloroplastic. The transcript has 4 exons. Gene Ontology annotation, cellular component: thylakoid. The record is from RefSeq and is a predicted model, not a curated record. Gene Ontology annotation, biological process: plastid organization; cell redox homeostasis. Lineage: Eukaryota; Viridiplantae; Streptophyta; Magnoliopsida; Rosales; Rosaceae. Gene Ontology annotation, molecular function: protein-disulfide reductase activity. Bases 84 to 662 code for a protein of 192 amino acids.